AGUUUGGGUUCAUAAGCUGCGUUCAUUAUUGAAAAUAGAAGUCACUUCUACCUUCCUCCCCUGGAAAACUUGUUAUCUUCCAUUAAGUGUUUCCUACACAAGGCAUCUUUGGUGGUUCUUUAAGCUACAAAAAAUUACCCAAGCUUGUGUGACAUCAGUCCUGUCAAGUGUCCAUGAUGCUGGGCCCUGAGGGAGGUAAAGCCUAUGUGGUCAAACUCCGUGGCCUACCCUGGUCCUGCUCAAUUGAGAACGUACAAAACUUCCUCUCUGGCUGCACCAUUCAUGAUGGAGUCACAGGUAUUCAUUUCAUUUAUACUAGAGAAGGCAGGCAGAGUGGUGAAGCUUUUGUUGAACUUGAGUCAGAAGAUGAUGUAAAAUUGGCUCUGAAAAAAGACAGGGAAAGCAUGGGACACCGGUAUAUUGAGGUGUUCAAGUCACACACAACCGAGAUGGAUUGGGUGUUGAAGCACAGUGGUCCAAACAACUCCAACAGCGCCAAUGACGGCUUUGUGAGGCUUCGGGGACUCCCAUUUGGAUGCAUAAAGGAAGAAAUCGUUCAGUUCUUCUCAGGGUUGGAAAUUGUGCCAAACGGGAUCACACUACCUGUGGGCCGGGAAGGCAAGAUUACAGGGGAGGCCUUCGUUCAGUUUGCCUCACAACAGUUAGCUGAGAAAGCUUUAGGAAAGCACAUGGAGAGAAUAGGGCACAGGUACAUUGAAGUGUUCAAGAGCAGUCAGGAGGAAGUUCGGUCAUACUUAGAUGCACCUCUGAAGUUUAUGUCUGUGCAGAGGCCUGGGCCUUAUGACAGGCCUGGCACAGCCCGGAGGUACAUUGGCAUUGUGAAACAGGCAGGCCUGGAUAGGAUGAGGUCUGGUGCCUAUAGUACAGGCUAUGGGGGCUAUGAAGCAUACAGUGGCCUCCGUAAUGGCUAUGGUUUCACCACUGACCUGUUUGGGAGAGACUUCAGCUAUUGUCUCUCAGGAAUGUAUGACCACAGAUACAGAGACAGCGAGUUCACAGUGCAGAGCACCACCGGCCACUUUGUCCACAUGAGAGGGCUGCCCUACAAAGCAACGGAGAACGACAUUUACAACUUCUUCUCUCCACUCAACCCUGUGAGAAUUCAUAUUGAGAUUGGUCCUGAUGGAAGAGUGACGGGAGAAGCUGAUGUUGAGUUUGCUACUCAUGAAGAAGCAGUGGCAGCUAUGUCCAAGGACAGGGCCAACAUGCAGCACAGAUACAUAGAACUCUUCCUGAUUUCAACAACAGGGGCUUGCAAUGGAGCUUAUAGCAGCCAGGUGAUGCAGGGCAUGGGUGUAUCAGCUGCCCAGGCAAAGUACAGUGGCCUGGAGAGCCAGUCAAUGAGUGGCUGUUACGGGGCCGGCUACAGCAGUCAGAACAGCAUGGGUGGAUAUGAUUAGUAUUGUAGGAGCAUUUGAGUUAUUUCAAUCAAAAUUUAACAGUCAGCCAAUAAGCAGUCAAGAGCAGUUUAUAACUAGAGGAAGCUGGGGGACCCACUUUGCACCAUGAGUUUGUGAAAUCUGGAUUAA
Arvicanthis niloticus (Nile rat) is the source of this 1550-nucleotide messenger RNA. Its product is annotated as heterogeneous nuclear ribonucleoprotein F-like. Gene Ontology annotation, molecular function: RNA binding. The record is from RefSeq and is a predicted model, not a curated record. Lineage: Eukaryota; Metazoa; Chordata; Mammalia; Rodentia; Muridae.